CGGGACGUCACCAGGGGCUCCUCCUUUCCCCCCGAACGGCCCCGGCGGCGCCGAGGGUCAGCAUGGCGGAGGGGCCGAGUGACCCCCUGUCCUACUUCGCCGCCUACGGGAGCUCGGAGUCGGAGUCGGAGCCGGAGUCGGAGCCGCUGACGGCCCCGCCGGAGCCCCGGGCUGCCGCCGGGACCAGGCCCAGGCCUGCGGGCCCGCGCCCCGCUCUCCCCGCCCCGGACGAGCUGUUCGGCAGCGUGUCCCGGCCCAGCUUCCUGACCGACCCGCGGAAGGGCCGCAUCGACUGGGAUCGGCGGCUGGUGCGGGCCCCGGAGGAGCCACCAAAAGAGUUCAAGGUCUGGAAGACAAAUGCCGUCCCUCCGCCAGAAACCUACACGGUGGAGGAGAGAAAGGCACCGUCGGGGGUGGACAUGGCGGUGAAGUGGUCGAGCAUGUACCAGGACAACGGUGACGAUGCUCCUCAGCGCACGUCAGCCUUACCUCCUGAAGCGGCAGAAGUCGUUGAAUCAGAUGAAGAGAAUGCCGAGGAACCUUCCAACAAAAAACGUAAGAUUGAGACUUUCCAGCAGAAGGAGAAGAGGAAACGGAAUGAGGGGCAGGCCAACAGAGAGAAGAGUUUCGUUGAAGAAGAAAAACGAAUCCUCAGGCAGGAGUUUUGCUUCAAAGAAUGAAGCGAGCAGUUGUUGGAUGGAAUGUACACCGAGUUUACUCUGCACGCUCAGAACUAAAACUGCCACUGUCCUCUCAAACCACAGGCUCCGUUAAUGCCCGAAACUCAUGGCUGGGCUCUGAAUGGUGUGUGGGAGAUGUAGUCCUGUGUGGAACAUUGAAUGCCCAGUGAAGUUCCUUCAAAUAAAGCAAUGUGUGUA
This is a messenger RNA of Pristis pectinata (smalltooth sawfish), 878 nucleotides long. It is a transcript of the gene c3h1orf52, whose product is annotated as chromosome 3 C1orf52 homolog. Bases 63 to 680 code for a protein of 205 amino acids. NCBI's taxonomy places the organism in Eukaryota, Metazoa, Chordata, Chondrichthyes, Rhinopristiformes, Pristidae. The transcript has 3 exons. The record is from RefSeq and is a predicted model, not a curated record.